AUGGCAAACCAAGGAGAACAAGAGAUGCGAACUCUGGGAGAAACAGCAGAAAUGUUGAGAGACAAAGUACUACAAAUAGAGAAGCACCUCCAAGAGAUAGGGAGGAAAAUUGAAGAAGUGGACCGACUGCUUGAGAUGAGAAGGGACUCCAAGGGGAAUGGAGGAAAGCAAAGGAGCUGGAUUAGAUCAUUGGUGACAGACCCACAAGGGGAGUCAGAGCCUCAACAGGAAGCCUCUGAACUAGUCGAAGAGGAAGAGCCCAAGGAAGAGGAAGAAGAUCCUCAGAAUAUAGAGAGAGAGGAAUCAGAACCCGUUGACGUGGGAGCUGAGAGGGAAGAAGAACCAUUCGGGAUGUUCCCGGAGUUCGCAGAGUUUGAGAAUGAGUCAAAUGAAGAAUCUGACUAUUAUGCCCCGACCAACGAAGGAUCCAAAGCUGCAUUAGCACCCCUCCCAGACAAAGGUAAAGAGAAAAUGAAUGGUACUCCCAAGAACAGAACUGAGCUCGCUCUUCGCGACAGGGAUACCCAAGAUCCGCAAGAAGUAUCGUCCCAAAAAGAUGUAAUCGCGACACUGCUAACCGCCGUUACGGCUCUACAAGAAAAGAUAGCACGGAAUGAGGCAACGAAUGCAGGCAAGGAUGCCUCGACAGAGGAAAGAAGGCCUCCUCCUCCAUUUCCUUCUCUGAGCUCGACAAUACCCGAUCACUUCCCCAUAUACCUGCCAGGAACCAUCCCACCUCCACUGAGCUCCACCAAUCUAAAUUAUGUUGGAACUUAUUACCGCACUCCUCUCCCAUCAAAAUGCACUCAAGUCCCAGGGACCACCCACUCAUUCCCUUCUUACUAG
Molecule: messenger RNA, 846 nt
Organism: Lycium barbarum (goji berry)
Lineage: Eukaryota; Viridiplantae; Streptophyta; Magnoliopsida; Solanales; Solanaceae
Exons: 3
Coding region: 1-846 (281 amino acids)
Source: RefSeq, a predicted model, not a curated record